AUGCGGGGGGGAGGAGGCGUGGCUCCGGGAGGUGAGGUGAGCAGCGGGGCCGGGCGGAGCCGGGCGCGGUCGGCGCGGGGCUCAGGGGUGAAAGCAACGCGCGCGGGCGGCAGAGGCGAGGCGCGGCGGGAGCGGGUCGAGGCAGAGGAGGAGCGCAUGUCCGCCGCGGCGAGCGCGCGCAGGCACGUGGUGACCGUGAGGGACGGGGAUAGAGGAGGGGCGCGUGCUCACGGUGGCCGUAGGGGAGUGGCAGUGGGGCGCGGGGAGGAGGACGGGGACAACGGCGACGAUGGCGGAGACGGGGAGGCAGUCCAGCGAGGUGGCGGUCCAGCGAGGUGGUCUCCGGCGACGGCGUCGAGCGGCGGGGGCGGAGUCGGGCGUCGAGGGCGCGGGAUCGAUCCCGAUCCAGAUCGGAUCGAGAGUGGGGAGUGA
Messenger RNA from Aegilops tauschii subsp. strangulata, 432 nucleotides. The record is from RefSeq and is a predicted model, not a curated record. Lineage: Eukaryota; Viridiplantae; Streptophyta; Magnoliopsida; Poales; Poaceae.